UGCAGUUUCUGGCGGGAAUGCUGUCAGGUGUUUGAAGUUGUCUGUCGAGUGUUGUAUUAAAUUUUGGCAGUUGUCUUGAAUUCACAUGUCACAAUGCUACAGUGUGGCGAACUGGUUUUUGUCUAAACUUCGACUCAUGUCUCCAGGAGGACGAUUUUCGCUGCUGUGAUAAAAUGGCUGGAGACCUGGAAGGUAUCACACCAACGUUUGGACAUAGGGAGCAGUCCCUACUGAGCAGGCUGCACUAGAUGCGUAAUGACGGGGAACUCUGUGAUGUGACCAUCAUUGUCCAGAGCCAAGAGUUUAGAUGCCACAAAGUGGUACUGGCAGCAUUCAGCAGGUCCUUUCAGUCUUUGUUCACUGCGAUCAGUGGAAAGCCCAGACUUAGUGGUAAUCUAAAUGUAAGACUGGAUAACAAAAAUCUCACGGCUUCAGCGUUUGCCCACCUCCUGGAUUACCUGUACACCUGCCGUAUCCAGCUGACCAAGGAAAAUGCGACAGAAGUCCAGCAUGCUGCCAGGUUCUUGAACAUCAAAGGAGUCGCUGAGGCCUGUACAGAGUUACUGCAGAACUCAGAAACAAUGACAGGACGUCAUACUACAGAGACUGGGGAAACUGAUGCACUUGCAUCUGGAUCUGAAAAUUCCACAAAGACACCUGUUAGCACCAGCAGUGAUGAUAUGGUCCACAAGAAAGAGACUUUGCAAGGCAGCGCAACCUGUGAAGUAACAGACAAAGAAAGUGACAUGUUUGAAGCAGCAGCAGACAGUAGUCAACAUGCUUCUCAAAGCAUUACCAAGGUUGACACGGAGAGUGAGAAACUUUCCACUUGUGAGAAAGUAUCUUGUACACCUAUCAGCAAUACUUUUGUGUCAGCGUCUACAAUGCAAGGUUCUUCUUUGCAUGAUAGCAAUGCUUCAGGUUGUGGCAAUGUCGAGACAACAGUUGAAGCUGAACUGCCGAUCUUGAGUCAGUGGCUGCAGACCAGUGAUGUGGACAAGAAAACAGUGAUAAAUAAAGAGGCCUAUCCAUCCGAGGGCAUCCCAAAGGAAGUAAUUGAAAAGGACUUGAAUCAACUGCUUCUGGAAAAGCUUGAGACAGAACUGGGAGGGAUUCCAACCAUUGAAGAUCUGGAUGAGGAUCCUAUCGUGUGGGACCCAAUGGGUUGGAUCCAGGAUGAUCCAGAUUGCCUGGAAGGUGAAAGGUCAGAGGUUAGGUCAAAGGCCAGCUCUGGUGCCCACUGUGAUGAUGAUGAAGGAUUCAGGAGGAAAAGAAAAUUGUCAGGAGAGAUGUUUCCUUGGACGAAGAGAUCAAAGAUGGACGUACAAACUGCAUCUGCCCACACGUUAAGUGAUGACAGUUCAGAGGGCUGUGCAAAGAAGAAGGAUCCAGUUUUAUACAGCAUGCUUAAAGACACGUUUGAUGUCACAGAACUCGAAACACCAAAAAUGAAGAUGCCAGCUUCAGAAUGCAGUACACUGCCAGCUGCAGGAAGAGACCAAUCAAAGAAUGGUGACUGUGAUAAUGUAGUCCAAACCAAACCCCAACUUGAAAGUAAAACCAGCACAAACAAGGCUCUAGAGACCAAAAUUGAUUCCUCUCCAGCAAAUCUUCAUCCAUUUUCCAUGUCAGAAAACAGCCUAGCAGAGAGUAGAAAGCCUCGUUAUCCUCUUGCUAGAAAGGACCCGGAAAGAUACAAAAUUCCAAGCAACCCUAACAGUAGGGAUCAACAAAAGACGUUCUUUGGAGACUUUACUGCCAUCCGGGACACAAGUCAACAUGGUGAUGUUCCUCUAAACAUCCCAACAAACACGAAACUGAGGGGAGUCUGUGAGAAGAAUGGUACUGGUGCUGUGCCUUACUCACAGAAUGCGCAGCUUAGAACAGUCCAUAACCCCGCCAUUGUGGAUAGACCGAGAAGCGUUUUGUCUUCCUUUGGCAAAAGGGUUGUCGCUCGAGACCUUUUCUCAACCAAGCCGAGUGUGCCACAAUUACAGAAUCUGCAGUUCAAAACAGUCCACCACCCCAGCAUUUUCACAGGCUCUGGAGAAAGAGUCGUCAGUCAAGAUUCUCACAACCCAACCGUGCCUCACUCACAGAAUCUGCAGUAUAAAACAGUCCACAAUCCUGGUAUUGUGGAUAAACUGAGAAGUGUUUCGCCAUCCUUUGGAGACAAUGUCGUCGCUCAAGACCUUUGCGUAAGCAAACCAACUGUGUCUCACUCACAGAACAUGCAGUUCAAAACAGUCCACAACCCUGAGAUUGUGGACAAACCAAGAAGUGUUUUCUUACCCUUUGGAGAAAGGGUUGUCGCUCGAGACCUUUUCUCAACCAUGCCGAGUGUGCCUCAAUCACAGAAUCUGCAGUUCAAAACAGCCCAUGAUCCCAGCAUAGUGGAUCAACCAGGAAGCAUUUUCACGGGCUAUCAAGGAAGAGUCAUCACUCAAGAUAUUCAGAUAAGCAACCCAACCAUGCCUCGCUUACAGAAUCUGCAGUAUAAAACAGUCCACAACCCUGAGCUUCUCGAACACGGUCCUAUCCGAGGGGACGUCGCUAUCCAAAGCAAGGUACUCAAUUUCAUCCGAGUCAGGUGA
Messenger RNA from Branchiostoma belcheri (Belcher's lancelet), 2594 nucleotides. RefSeq lists its product as uncharacterized. The coding region runs from base 249 to 2594 and encodes 781 amino acids. Gene Ontology annotation, molecular function: protein binding; DNA-binding transcription factor activity, RNA polymerase II-specific; RNA polymerase II cis-regulatory region sequence-specific DNA binding. Gene Ontology annotation, biological process: regulation of transcription by RNA polymerase II. The record is from RefSeq and is a predicted model, not a curated record. Lineage: Eukaryota; Metazoa; Chordata; Leptocardii; Amphioxiformes; Branchiostomatidae. The transcript is spliced from 5 exons.